Messenger RNA from Ochlerotatus camptorhynchus, 782 nucleotides. RefSeq names its product nucleolar protein 16. NCBI's taxonomy places the organism in Eukaryota, Metazoa, Arthropoda, Insecta, Diptera, Culicidae. The transcript is spliced from 2 exons. The record is from RefSeq and is a predicted model, not a curated record. The coding region runs from base 113 to 730 and encodes 205 amino acids. Gene Ontology annotation, biological process: ribosomal large subunit biogenesis. Gene Ontology annotation, cellular component: nucleolus.
UGUUUCUCGAUUGUUAUUUAACUGGUGAAUUUUGUGAAUUUACAAAAGUUUUUGUAACGCUGUCCCAGCAAACUUUCGACUCAUCCGGUUAUCUAGUACAAACGAGUUCAAAAUGGUUCGCAGAUUGAGGAAAACCAAGAAGAAUCAAAAGUUCAACUACAACCGAAAUCGCAAGCGGCUGAACAGAAAAAUGCACAGUACUGGCCAUGUAAAAUGUCCGGAGAUCAAGGAUGCGAUGGACUUCCGGAAGAAUCUCAACACCAACAUCAAGGAAAUGGGACUGGCGUUCGAUGUGAACAAAACUAUUCCGGUACCGAACGCCAAGCAGAACCGUCUCAAGCUGGCCAAGUAUGUCAACGGUUUCCUGGAAGAAGAUGCAUUCGAAACAGAAGCGGACGAGCGGAACCCACCUUCCAAGAUUCACGUUGCCGAAAGGUUGGAAAAGGAUUCCAAAGAGUUUGUGGAGAUUCGAUUCCGGCUGUCGAAGGGCCAAGUCAAGUACAUUACCGGACUGAUAGAUACGUACGGGUUCAACUACAAAGCGAUGGCCGCCGACAAGCGGAACUACGAUCAGGAGACGUGGCGUCAGCUGAGGCAGAAGGUGCGUCGGUUUUUAACCAUUCCGCAGCAGUGUACGCCGUAUCUGGAGCAGAAGGGAUGGCUGGAUUGCGAUAUGAACGAUCCAAGCGAUCCACGGUGGAAGGAGUUCGGCACCGAUGAUGAGGAGUGAUGAAACGAUAUAGGUAUGAUUUACUUUUCUUAUGCAAUACAUGUUAAGCGAA